Molecule: messenger RNA, 1128 nt
Organism: Spodoptera litura
Lineage: Eukaryota; Metazoa; Arthropoda; Insecta; Lepidoptera; Noctuidae
Gene: PQBP1
Product: poly-glutamine tract binding protein 1
Biological process (GO): alternative mRNA splicing, via spliceosome
Cellular component (GO): cytoplasm; nuclear body
Molecular function (GO): ribonucleoprotein complex binding; protein binding
Source: RefSeq, a predicted model, not a curated record
UUGUCAAUGUCAUUCGCAGUCCUUCGCACAGGUCACAGGUCUAAUUCGUUUUAUUCGUUCUUUGGAGAAAAAUAUUUAUUUUUAUUCAAUAUGGUGAUAUUAAUCUUAAGUCGUAUCGUAUAAACGGUGUGUUUGGUGAUUACUGAUUAUGCUUAUUCGUUUCGUUUGGAAGUGUUGAUAAAAACGUUGAUUGGAGCCUACUACUGACUGAUUCCUUGCUUAUCAUUUGAAGCUUUCUUCGCCGUACUUUUAUUCAAUAAUUGUUAACGAUGCCUCUCCCACCGGCCUUAGCUGCGCGACUGGCUAAGCGAGGGAUAUUGAAAGCAACCCCUGAACCAGUACAGAACGCUGAAGUUCCUCAGACUCAAACCAAUGAAGAGAUCAUAGCAGAAGAUUAUGACAGUAAACUUGACGAUCGCACUAAGGAACAUUUUUGGGAAGGUAUUGAAGGCGUCAACGUUGAUCCUAUAAAAGGCCAUAAAGGUUGUCCAAAUAAAAGUAAUAUAUACCACGAGUGUUCCAAGUACUGCGUAAAAAGAUGGAAAGCCGGAAAAACAGUUCCUCGUGAGAAUUACUUGGAGUACAAGAAAAAGGCAUUAGAAAUGUGGCCUUUGCCGCCUGGAUGGGAAGAAGUCUACGAUGAAGGAUUUGGGCAGCAUUAUUUUUGGAAUGUUCACAAUAAUUUAGUUUGCUGGUUACCCCCUGCUCAUCCACGUGCUGUACCUACUGAGAGUGCUGCACACUUGAGAGAAGAGCGAUUGUUGAAAGAAGGUGAUGAAAGUGACGAUAGCAGCGAAGCUUCUGACCAAGAAGUACCACAACAGGUCCACAAAGAGAAGAAACAUGAACGGAGGGAGAAAGACAAAGAUUUGGUGCAUCACAGAAAUAAGAGACAAAGGGUUAGGGAUAAUGAUUUAGAUCCGAUGGACCCUGCUGCUUAUUCUGAUAUAGCUAGGGGCAGCUGGACUUCUGGACUUGACACGCAUGCUAAGACUGGAGUGGAUUCAACUGCGACUGGCUCUUUGUACCAAAUGAGACCUUAUCCUGCACCCGGAGCUAUUCUAGCAGCAAAUGCUAAGCAGUCAUCUCCAUCCCCAUAAAGAGAAUUAAUAAAUGAAUACAACAUCA